Linum tenue is the source of this 8085-nucleotide messenger RNA. The record is from the annotation of a GenBank genome assembly. NCBI's taxonomy places the organism in Eukaryota, Viridiplantae, Streptophyta, Magnoliopsida, Malpighiales, Linaceae.
GCAGCUUUUAACAACUCAGGCGGCCGCUCCUCCGCUUUCCUCUUCUCUCAAGUAAACGGCCGGAGCAAUGAACGGUGAGAACCGGCGGCGGGACGGCUGGGACUACGGCCGGACGCAGAAGAAGCAGAAGCUACUCCGCACCGCCGAGGAAGAGCUCGAGGCGAAGCUAGGGUUCGAUCUCUUCACCGAGGGCGACAAGCGCCUCGGAUGGUUACUCACUUUUGCUGCCUCAUCAGUAGAGGAUCAGGAGACAGGGAAAUCAUAUAGCUGUGUCGAUCUUUACUUCGUGACUCAGGAUGGUUCCUCUUUCAAGGCGAAGAAAAAGUUCCGUCCCUAUUUCUAUGCAGCCACAAAGGGAAAUAUGGACAUGGAUGUAGAGGCCUACUUGCGAAGACGCUAUGAAAGUCAAAUUGCAGAUAUCGAGAUCAUGGAGAAAGAGGACCUGGAUCUUAAAAACCACUUAUCUGGCUUGCGGAAAUCAUACUUAAAGAUUUCAUUUUCUACUGUUCAACAACUGAUGGAUGUAAAGAGAGACUUACUGCAAGUUGUUGAAAGGAACCGGGAAAAGUUUGAUGCCGCAGAAGCAUAUGAGUCGAUAUUGGCAGGGAAAAGAGAACAACGGCAUCAAGAUUUUAUAGAUUGUAUUAUUGAUCUUAGGGAGUAUGAUGUUCCUUACCACGUCCGCUUUGCCAUUGAUGAGGAUAUUCGAAGUGGUCAAUGGUAUGAUGUAAGCGUAUCCAGCAAUGGUGUUAUGCUUGAGAAGAGAAGUGAUCUUCUGCAACGAGCUGAGGUUCAUGUUUGCGCCUUUGAUAUUGAAACCACCAAGUUACCAUUAAAAUUUCCGGAUGCAGAGUAUGAUUCAGUUAUGAUGAUAUCAUACAUGAUCGACGGACAAGGAUACUUGAUAAUUAACAGAGAGUGUGUGGGGGAAGAUAUUGAGGAUAUAGAGUAUACUCCAAAGCCAGAAUUUGAAGGUUAUUUCAAAGUGACAAAUGUUCAAAAUGAGUUAGAACUUCUAAGACUCUGGUUUGCUCACAUGCGAGAGGUCAAACCUGGUAUAUAUGUUACAUACAAUGGUGACUUCUUUGACUGGCCAUUCCUUGAAAGCAGAGCAGCUCAUUAUGGAUUCAAGAUGAGCGAUGAAGUUGGAUUCUCGUGUGACAAGAAUCAAGGGGAAUGCCGUGCUAAAUUUGCUUGUCAUUUGGACUGUUUUGCUUGGGUCAAGCGUGAUAGUUAUCUGCCUCAGGGUAGCCAGGGCCUUAAGGCUGUUACAAAAGCAAAGUUAGGUUAUGAUCCACUGGAGGUCAAUCCUGAAGAUAUGGUGCGCUUUGCAAAAGAAAAACCUCAGAUGAUGGCCUCAUAUUCAGUUUCUGAUGCCGUUUCAACGUACUAUUUGUACAUGACCUACGUGCAUCCAUUCAUUUUCUCUCUAGCAACUAUAAUUCCUAUGUCACCUGAUGAGGUUUUGCGUAAAGGUAGUGGCACUCUUUGUGAAAUGCUUCUUAUGGUGCAGGCAUUCAUGGCAAAUGUUAUUUGCCCUAACAAGCACCAAUCUGAUCCAGAAAAGUUCUAUAAGAAUCACCUUCUCGAGAGUGAGACCUACAUAGGCGGUCACGUUGAAUGCCUUGAAAGCGGUGUUUUCAGGUCGGAUAUCCCUACCAGUUUCAAACUUGAUCCAUCUGCAUAUGAGCAACUCAUCCAAAACCUUGAUAGAGAUCUACAAUAUGCUAUCAGAGUAGAGGGUAAGAUGGACCUGAACACUGUCUCAAACUACGACGAAGUAAAGAGUGCUAUCAUGCAAAAGCUUUUGAGCCUGAGAGACGAACCCGUACGUGAAGAGUGCCCUCUCAUUUACCAUCUUGAUGUGGCUGCCAUGUACCCAAACAUCAUCCUAACAAACCGACUACAGCCUCCAUCUAUAGUUACAGAUGAGAUUUGCACCGCAUGUGAUUUCAACCGCCCUGACAAAACCUGUCUUCGGAAGCUUGACUGGGUUUGGCGUGGAGAAACUUUUACAGCCAAAAGGAGUGACUACUAUCAUUUGAAGAAGCAAAUUGAAUCCGAGUUUGUUGAUGGGAAUAAUGGACAGCCAGCAAAAUCUUUUAUUGCACUGCCAAAAGUAGAGCAACAAACAAAACUCAAGGAGCGUCUAAAGAAAUACUGCCAGAAGGCAUACAAAAGGGUACUUGACAAACCUGUGACUGAACUUCGAGAAGCAGGCAUCUGCAUGCGGGAGAAUCCAUUCUAUGUUGACACUGUUCGCAGGUGUUUAGCUGGCAUGCAUUUGGGUUCGCUGCAUAAUGCAACAUUGAUACUUCUGUUACUGAAUGUUCUUCAAUCUGCUUGUUCCAGCUUUCGUGAUAGAAGAUAUGAAUACAAAGGACUUAAUAAGGUUUGGAAGGGCAAGUUGGCUGAAGCCAAAGCCAGUGGGAAUUCUAUAAAAAUCCAGGAGGCACAGGACAUGGUAGUGGUUUAUGAUUCCUUGCAACUAGCUCAUAAGUGCAUCCUUAACUCGUUCUAUGGAUAUGUCAUGCGCAAGGGUGCACGAUGGUACUCAAUGGAAAUGGCUGGUGUAGUUACAUAUACAGGAGCAAAGAUAAUCCAGAAUGCUCGUUUGCUUGUGGAUAAGAUUGGUAAACCGCUUGAAUUAGACACUGACGGUAUAUGGUGUUGCCUGCCUGGGUCAUUUCCAGAGAACUUUACUUUUAAGACCACGGACUUGAAGAAAAAACUGACAAUCUCAUAUCCUUGUGUUAUGCUGAAUGUUGAUGUGGCAAGAAACAAUACAAAUGAUCAAUACCAGACACUCAUGGAUCCUGUCAAUAAAACGUAUGCCACUCACAGUGAAUGCUCCAUUGAAUUUGAAGUGGAUGGCCCCUAUAAGGCUAUGAUUCUUCCUGCUUCAAAAGAAGAAGGAAUUCUAAUUAAGAAGAGAUAUGCUGUUUUCAAUGAUGAUGGAACUUUGGCAGAGCUUAAAGGGUUUGAAAUCAAACGUCGAGGCGAGCUCAAGCUCAUCAAAGUGUUCCAGGCCGAGCUUUUUGACAAGUUCCUUGAUGGAUCAACAAUGGAGGAAUGCUAUUCUGCUGUAGCUGCUGUUGCAAACCGCUGGCUUGAUCUACUUGAUAAUCAAGGGAAGGAUAUUGCUGACACUGAGCUGCUUGAUUACAUCUCUGAAUCUAGUACAAUGAGCAAGUCUUUGGCAGACUAUGGUGAACAGAAGUCAUGUGCAGUAACUACUGCAAAGCGUCUUGCAGAUUUUCUAGGUGGUACAAUGGUUAAAGAUAAAGGGUUGCGUUGCCAGUAUAUCGUUGCUUGUGAACCUAAGGGUACGCCAGUGAGUGAACGAGCAGUUCCUGUUGCAAUCUUUGAGACUGAUACUGAAAUUAUGAAAUUUUAUCUACGGAAAUGGUGCAAGACUCCAUCAGAGGUUGGCAUUCGAUCCAUUAUUGACUGGGAAUAUUACAAGCAACGGCUUGGUUCAGCAAUUCAAAAGAUCAUUACGAUACCUGCUGCCAUGCAGAAGGUUGCAAACCCGGUACCUAGGGUAGUUCAUCCUGAUUGGCUGCAUAGAAAGGUUCGUGAAAAGGAAGACAAAUUUCGUCAAAGGAAAUUAGUUGAUGUCUUCAAGCCAAUAAACAAAAGUGAGUUAUUUGGCAAGAAUACCAAUGAUGUCAUCACCAGCAAUGAAAUCAGUGAGAAGAAUGUGGGUGAUUUGGAGGACUUCCAGGAAAAAAGCAGUUCUUUGAAUGGACCUAGACCAAUUGUUCGUUGUUAUAAAGCUCUAAAUGCUGAUCAUAACGAAAACACAAAUGACCAGUCUGCACCUGCAAUGCAAAAUGAUCUUCCUCCGGAUAAUAUUGACAGAAAUGUUGACUAUCAAGGAUGGCUUGAGUUAAAGAAGAGGAAGUGGAAGGAGGGGAUACAAAAGAGGAAGAAACAGAGGGUUGGCCAUUCAAGAAGCUCGCAUCAGCUUAAUGGUGCUUCCCAACUGCAAAGUGGUCUGGGAAAACAGAAAGAGGCUCAUCGCAGGACUGGUGUUGGUUCAUACUUUAGAACACAUGAAGUAGCUUUAACACGAUGCCAUUGGCAGAUUAUACAACUGCUACCUGGUUCUCGCAGUGGACAAUUUUAUGCUUGGGUUGUCGUUGAUGGAAUCAUGCUCAAGAUUCCUAUAACUGUUCCAAGGGUCUUCUAUCUCAACUCCAAAGCACCAGCGACUGAGAAGUUUCCUGGAAAGCGUGUUAACAAGACUCUUCCACAUGGGAAGCAUAGCUAUAAUUUGGUUGAGGUUAUUGUUGAUGAAGAGAGAUUCAAGAAAGAAAGCAGGAACCUGGCAGCUCUUCUUGCUGAUCCAGAAUUUGAGGGGAUAUAUGAGACACAUGUCCCUCUGGAGUUCAAUGCUGUAGUCCAACUUGGAUGUGUUUGCAAAGUGGAUAAAUCUACUGCCAAAAGAACUGCCCAGGAUGGUUGGAGACUCAGUGAGUUGCAUAUGAAGAAUACCACGGAGUGUGCUUAUUUGGAAGAGUCUAUCUCUUUUUUCUACCUCUACCAAAGCAUUUCAGAAGGGCGUGCUACAUAUGUUCUUUAUAUGCCUGCACUGCGGGUCAUAAACCUUGUGGUUGUAAACCCUUAUCAAAAUAAGGACAUAUCCCCAGCUUUUAUUGAGAGACAAUUUCGUGAAGCUUGCCAUCAAUUAUCUAUUGAGCCUCCAGCUUCCAGGAAUGAUAUUGUUUUCAAGGUGGACUACGUGGGAAUUGUCAAGGAUGCAGAAAUACUUUUGCAAGGAAAAAUUAAUGAACUCAGAGAUAAAUAUCAUGGACCUACCGUUGCUGUGAUAGAAUGCCCAAGUUCUAAUUUGAUGAAAUCAGCUGUACCAGCUCUUGAUAAUUUCCCAUGUGUCAACGUACCUUACAACGCCCAUGAUAGUCAGUAUCAGGUUCUUGGGUGGCAAAAUGUGGCUGCGAAAUUGGGAAUGCAACGCUGUGCUGCAUCAUCCCAGUGGUUGAAUGGGAGAAUUUCUCUCUCAAGAUAUGCUCAUGUGCCAUUAGGGAACUUUGAAGUUGACUGGAUUUUAUUCACUGCAGACAUUUUCUUCUCAAGGGCAUUAAGGGAUCAACAACAGGUGCUUUGGAUUUCAAAUGAUGGAUUUCCAGAUUUAGGAGGCAUCAAACAGGAACAUAGUUGCUUUGCUGAUGAGGUUCAUCAACCUGUUCUUGUAUACCCUGGAGCUUAUAGAAAAGUUUCCGUGGAGUUAAAGAUUCAAAACCUUGCUGUGAAUGCCCUUCUGAAAAGUAACCAAGUGAAUGAAAUUGAAGGAGGUGCCUUGUUAGGGUUUGAGCAGGAAUCAACUUCUGGGGCAGAGCAGUAUGGUGUGGAUGAGGCCGUUCUUUCUGCCCCUGCAUUACGUGUCUUGAAACAGCUGGUCCAGAGGUGCCUUGCAGACGCAGUCACAUCUGGGAACGUGUUUGCUGAUGCAUUGUUGCAACAUUUGUAUCGCUGGCUUUGCAGCCCCCAGUCGAAGCUUCAUGACCCAGCACUACAUCACAUACUUUACAGGGUCAUGCAAAAGGUGUUUGCCCUGCUGUUGGCUGAAUUUCGCAAAUUGGGUGCCACGAUCAUAUUCGCAAAUUUUUCUAAGAUUAUCAUUGAUACCGGUAAAUUGAGCAUCUCUACAGCAAAAGCAUACUGUGAUAGCUUGCUCAAAACAUUGCAAACGAGGGAACUGUUUGAAUGGAUUGAGCUUGAGCCGCUGCAGUAUUGGCAUACUUUACUUUUUAUGGAUCAGUAUAAUUAUGGGGGAAUUCCUGCAAAAGCUGAUGGUCUUUCAGAAAAUGACUCACAAGACGAUCAUUCCCAACGAGAAGAAUCUCAAGUGGACAUUGUGUCAAGCUGGAACGUUGCUGACUACUUGCCGAAGCAAAUUCAGGAUCAUUUUGUGUUGAUUGUCUCUGAGUUCAUGUUCAUUCCAUGGGAUUAUGCCCGAAAGAGAGCCGCAACAAGAGCAUCUCUGCAAGACUCCACUUCUAGCACUCCAUCAAUUAGCAUAGCAGCUGCUGAGUCUUUUGAAUCGCUGUUGGCCGAACACCUCAGAGACAAGCUUCUAGGAAUCGUUCGAGAUACUGUACUUCACAUGAAAGGGACAAACAAGUCUGAAAACGACAAUCAGUCGCCUCCACCUGGUGUUAUGGGCAGGACCCACAUUGGGGAUCCUGCCCUGGAAUUCAUCAAGCAUGUCUGCGCCGUUCUGGCGCUUGACCAGAAUGUUCAGCAUGAGAUUCUGGUGAUGAGAAAGAACCUACUCAAAUAUGUACGGGUGCGGGAGUUUGCCCCUGAAGCAGAGUUUCAUGAUCCACACUCUUCUUUCGUUUUACCUAACGUAAUUUGCAGCUACUGCAACGAUUGCAGAGACCUGGACCUGUGCCAGGACUCAGCUCUACAAUCUCAAGAAUGGCGAUGCCCCAUGCCGCAGUGUGGGCAGCCUUACGACCGAGAAGCGAUGGAGAAUGCCCUUCUCCAAAUCGUGCGGCAGAGAGAGCGUCUAUACCAUUUGCAGGACCUUUUGUGCCUGAGGUGCAACCGGGUGAAAGCUGCACAUUUAGCGGAACAAUGCGGGUGUGCUGGAUCAUACAGGUGCAAGGAGGAUCCAGCCGAGUUUCGAAGCAAAAUGCAGAUAUUAUUCAACGUCGCUCGCCAUCAGAAGUUUCAACUCCUCGAAGAGUGCACCUCAUGGAUAUUGGAUGGAUUCAGUAGCUAGCUUCUGUCCACUUGUACUGGUCACCAGAACCAAAACAAAACUGGUGCAUAUGUGAUUACAAAAGAUAUCCUCUGGGGAAUUACAUGUAAAUAUUGUAGCAUGCAUGUGUAGAAAAGAGAUGAAUUGUUUACAAAAGAAAUCAUGUAGUGAUGAGAGAUACAUUCGUUCUUUUGGUAAUGAUCUAGAGCCAGAUUCCACUCCUAAUACUCACUGUACCGGCUAAAUCAACUGCACAGGAUCGACAUCCUUUAUCGGAAUUCGAAUGAAGCUGAUUCAAAAAUGGAGAGUACUAACUCAUACUAGGACCCUUCGGCGCCCAAACAAAAAGCGGAACUCCCACAACAUGUUACCAGAGAAACCAUCUUUUCUUAUUAGGUGCUGGAGUUGGUUCGUCCUUUUUUAACUCAGGCGUUCUGCCUUCCAUCCCCUGCUUCAGUGCCUCCAGCCGUCUCCUGGUGUCACUCAUACGACCAUGCAAGCUCCAUCUUUGGCGAAAUCCUUCAAUGCCUUCAACUCCACUGGCAAGAAUCAGGCGCCUUUCAAAAGCUGUCGCUUCUGCUUCAAGUUGAGCAACACGAUCCUUUGCCUGAUCCAAGGGCAUUGAUAACCCCAAUUUGUGUUCACUGUCUUGAAGGCGUUGCCUUAGCAUCUUAUCCCGCUUUUCAGCACAUUCUCUGUACAAAGAAAGCUCGUCUUGACAGAAAGGUUCAAUGUCAUGGAUUUGCAAGCAUAGAAAUAGGUUCUUUAAGACUCCAUCGCAUAAUUCAACUCCUUCCACCACAUGAGAGGCAAUUUCUUUCGGGAUGAUAGGAGAUGGUGGCCCCAACAUUAGGUCUUCUCCGACCAAUAUGGUUUCCUCCAUGGUUGGCUGCGCAUCAACAUCCAUGGCUGCUGUUCAAGUGAACUCCCUUUAUUUCAGUGUAGCAGGACCUACCGAAAUGAUCACAGGUCGCCGUCUGCCCCUCGCUUCUGUCUUUCUUCAAACAAUAGUAUAAAAGGAACAAUCUUUGCUUCCAAAAUGCUGGAAGAAGAGAGGGAGAGAGGACCCUUUUUGAAUGAAUGGCGUUUAGCAAUAAGCCGUCGAGAGAAGUCUCUGCAGAAGUGCCCCCUAAUGAAAUUAGCUUAAGCGCGCUACAGUCAAUUAUGGGAGGCGUGUGGGACGGCGCAACAAGGUGGGCUGGAAGUGGAAAGAUCGAAAGUGGAGCCUGGGCGGCAACGGCGGCGGCGGCGGCGGAGCAAGGGAGAGAAGGGUGGUAGUAGAGGCGACGGCACAGGGGAAGCUGGAUGGAGAGUGGAAGUUUGAGGGAGAAGAGAACCGGAAGAGAGAGAAA